CGAUGUUAUUGACAUCGGCAUCGGUAUCGACAUUGUCAUCGACGCUUCACCAUCUCUAAUUUCUCUCUCUCUUUCUCUUUUCUGCGACCACGUUUCCGAUUCGACGUCAAAAUGAACGCGACCCUGCCGAUUUCCAAGAAACGCAAGUUCGUCUCCGAUGGCAUCUUCAAGGCCGAGCUGAACGAGUUCCUGACUCGCGAACUGGCCGAGGAUGGCUACUCCGGCGUGGAGGUGCGUGUGACCCCGUCCCGCACUGAGAUCAUCAUCAUGGCCACCAAGACCCAGCAGGUGCUCGGCGAGAAGGGCCGUCGCAUCCGGGAGCUGACCGCCAUGGUCCAGAAGCGCUUCAACUUCGAGACCGGCCGCAUCGAGCUGUACGCCGAGAAGGUGGCCACUCGCGGCCUGUGCGCCAUUGCCCAGGCCGAGUCGCUGAGGUACAAGCUCACCGGAGGACUGGCCGUCCGCCGUGCUUGCUACGGCGUGCUCCGCUUCAUCAUGGAGUCGGGCGCCAAGGGCUGCGAGGUCGUCGUGUCCGGCAAGCUGCGUGGUCAGCGUGCCAAGUCCAUGAAGUUUGUCGAUGGCCUGAUGAUCCACUCGGGAGAUCCGUGCAACGACUACGUGGAGACCGCCACCCGUCACGUGCUCCUGCGUCAGGGAGUGCUCGGCAUCAAGGUCAAGAUCAUGCUGCCCUACGACCCCAAGAACAAGAUCGGGCCCAAGAAGCCGCUGCCCGACAACGUGUCCGUCGUGGAGCCCAAGGAGGAGAAGAUCUACGAGACGCCCGAGACCGAGUACAAGAUCCCGCCGCCCAGCAAGCCACUGGACGACCUGUCCGAGGCGAAAGUUUUGUAAACCUAGUUUUACUGUUCAUCCAAUGAGCGACUAGCUGAAGGAGUUGCCCUUAAAUACAACAAAACGACAGAAACAAAAC
Drosophila gunungcola (fruit fly) is the source of this 931-nucleotide messenger RNA. RefSeq names its product 40S ribosomal protein S3 (gene RpS3). Gene Ontology annotation, biological process: translation; positive regulation of apoptotic signaling pathway. The transcript is spliced from 2 exons. The record is from RefSeq and is a predicted model, not a curated record. Gene Ontology annotation, cellular component: nucleus; cytosolic small ribosomal subunit. Lineage: Eukaryota; Metazoa; Arthropoda; Insecta; Diptera; Drosophilidae. Gene Ontology annotation, molecular function: structural constituent of ribosome; RNA binding. The coding region runs from base 112 to 852 and encodes 246 amino acids.